AUGCAAGGCCAGAAUGAUCCCGAAUAUGAGUCCAUUAUCAAGGCCAUUUCAGCAAUCACCUUCCUCGCCACACCACACCGUGGGACACAUCUUGCUGAAACAUUGAACCGCAUUUUACAAACAGCCAUGAUCACCAAUUCGAAGCAGUACAUAUCUGACCUUGCAAAGAAUUCUUUCACCUUACAAAAGCUUAAUGAGCAAUUCCGACAUGUUGCGCCUCGCCUAGACAUUGUUUCGUUCUAUGAAACUCAACCUACUUCGCUUACUCUGAAGAGCCCCCGAAUCAUGGUAUUGGAAAAGGACUCCUCCGUACUUGGAUAUCCCGGAGAGACCUCCAAAGCGUUAGACGCAGACCACCACGGGGUAUGCAAGUACGAGAGCCCCAGGGAUCCUAACUACAUCACUGUGAGGAACGUACUUAAAUCACUUCUCAGCAAAAUCAUAUCAACAAAUAAUUCGAGGAAACCGGGUCCGUCAAAUCGAAGAGAAUCGCAUGAUCUAAGAUCUUUCUUGGCAAUUACAGAGAUACCAGCUAUAGACUACAGCUUUUUCAGAGACCAAUGGGCACGAGGUACUUGUGAAUGGAUCCUUCAAGAUGUAAAUUUCGUCGAAUGGCUUCAGGUGUCUGAAUCAACGUCCUCCCUCUUAUGGUUGAGUGGCGGGGCUGCAACUGGGAAGUCGGUGCUGUCAUCAUUUAUUAUCAACCACCUGGCGGAGCGAGACGCCUGCUGUCAAUAUUACUUCAUAAGAUUUGGCGAUCAGAAGAAACGUACACUAAGUUCGCUGCUACGUUCAAUUGCUUAUCAAAUAGCCUUAACCAUCCCGGGCUUUUUACAGAGGCUCCUUGAGCUUACCGACGAAGCCGUUGAUUACGAAACCGCAGAUCCAAGAACGAUCUGGGAACGUAUCUUUAAAUCCAUACUAUUUAAUAUGGAAGAACGAAAGCCUCUGUACUGGGUUAUAGAUGGUCUGGAUGAGGCGCACGAUCCUCGUGCAAUCAUCAAACUCUUAUCAGACGUCGCUCAUUCUUCAAUUCCACUUCGCAUCGUACUCAUAGGUCGUAGAAGCUCGGAGAUCGAAUCUUCUUUUCAAAAGAUAAUCAGCGCGAUGAAAUUCUCUAGUUUCGCAAGUAUCCUCGCCGCGAGCGUCGUCGACACCCCUGUCACCGCCGCUCCAACAGCGACUUCAGCAGGGACCGCGGGAUGUGGCAAAUCUCAUUUACUCCCCGGCAUAACGAAAUACCAUAGCCUUACGAGCAGCGGGCGUGAGCGAAACUACUUCAUCCACGCGCCGGGGAACUACAGCGAGACGACGCCGUAUCCGGUCGUGGUCGGCUUCCACGGCUCAAGCAGUAUUGGGUUGUUCUUCGAGGUGGAUACCGGUUUGAGUUCCGACACGUUUAGCGCGAAUAAAAUUAUGGUCUAUCCUAAUGGCGUGGGCGGCGCCUGGGCUGGCGCAAACUACUCCGAGGCCUCGGUCGAAGAGGACUUGCAAUUUGUCUCGGAUCUGCUAGACGAUGUACGGGGAUCAUACUGCGUAGACGACAGCCGGAUCUACGCUACAGGCAUGUCCAUCGGCGGUGGUUUCGUCAACACCAUCGCAUGCAACGACGUAGGGAACCAGUUCGCCGCCUUCGCGCCGGCCUCGGGGUCAUACUACACAGACAACGACGCGGCGCACGAGGACUGCAAGCCGGCGCGGAGCCCGCUGCCUCUGCUCGAGGUCCACGGAGGCGCUGACGGUAGCGUGCACUACGACGGCGGAGAUGGUGAGGGCGGCGAGGAGCCGAGUAUUUCAAACUGGCUAGGAUGGUGGGCGCAGCGGAACGGGUGCGACGACAGCGCGAAGCAGGUCGAGGAUAGCUUUGAUGGCGACGUGCACCAUACCACCUGGAACUGCGGCAGUGAGGAGGGUGCGCUGCAGCAUUGGAAGAUCGAUGAUAUGGGACACUGCUGGGCGUCGACCGAGAUCAACUUCUCGCAAGUGGCAGCGGGACAGGGACCGACGCACAUACAGGCGUCGCAGAUAAUCAUGGAGUUCUUCGAUAAGUUUACUAAGCCAUGA
Daldinia childiae is the source of this 2064-nucleotide messenger RNA. Its product is annotated as putative feruloyl esterase C. The coding region runs from base 1 to 2064 and encodes 687 amino acids. Lineage: Eukaryota; Fungi; Ascomycota; Sordariomycetes; Xylariales; Hypoxylaceae. Gene Ontology annotation, molecular function: feruloyl esterase activity. The record is from RefSeq and is a predicted model, not a curated record. The transcript has 7 exons.